AUUCUUAUCGAAGUUCAUGGAACCCCAUCGGAGACGGUGUGGCUGCUUCGCGAUAUCGGCAGCCAAGGUUAUUGGAUGUAUUCUUACGAGAUCAACGGUGCAUGGCACAAUCUCUGCGAAUACUCGUUCAUUCAUGAAAGUGCUUUCAAUCAAUACGGAGUAACCCCAUUGGCAAAAUAUCUCAAUUAA
Molecule: messenger RNA, 189 nt
Organism: Haemonchus placei
Lineage: Eukaryota; Metazoa; Nematoda; Chromadorea; Rhabditida; Trichostrongylidae
Source: the annotation of a GenBank genome assembly